AGAGAGAGGAAACCGAUAACAGUUUGACAGCCCAGAAGAAAGAAGAAAAUCAUAGCAAGCGUCAGUUUGACACAUCACUCGAAAUCGAAAGCGGCAGCUCACAAAAAAUUAGCAUUGAACGGAGCAAGAGCCGCACAGCCAGAGCCCCCCAAAUAACCAGCAAGCGGGAUAAUCGAAUCGAAUCGAAUCGAAGCCAGUCCAGUCCAGUCCAGUCCAGUCCAGUAGUCACGAUGUCGGAUCGCAAGGCGGUGAUCAAGAAUGCGGACAUGAGCGAGGAGAUGCAGCAGGACGCUGUCGACUGCGCCACCCAGGCACUGGAGAAGUACAACAUCGAGAAGGACAUCGCGGCCUUCAUCAAGAAGGAAUUCGACAAGAAGUACAACCCCACCUGGCACUGCAUCGUCGGGCGCAACUUCGGCUCCUAUGUGACCCACGAGACGCGCCACUUCAUCUACUUCUACCUCGGCCAGGUGGCCAUUCUGCUCUUCAAGAGCGGCUAACCAGGACGCCUGGGAAUCUGGGAUCCUGGGAGCCUCGCAACCUGGGAGUCCCAGUGCCAGGACGCCCAUCGAUGUUUUCCGGAGGAGGUCGCCGAACACUUUCGUUCCUUGAAUUGUCACAGUCACGCAUAACACUUACACAUGCCCUCUCACACACGCACACGAACACUCACACACGCACACUCAUACACUAACACUCUGACACACGCACACUCGCACACUGACACAAGCACACUCACACUCACACAUGCCCAGUUGACGUUGCGCUGAUACGUUUUGCCCAAAUUCCAAACACUUCGCUGUGCUGACUUAACCCCAACCACUCUGAUGCCAAUUAAAUUGAAUGCUGAUCCUCA
Messenger RNA from Drosophila teissieri, 856 nucleotides. It is a transcript of the gene Cdlc2, whose product is annotated as dynein light chain 2, cytoplasmic. Bases 231 to 500 code for a protein of 89 amino acids. The record is from RefSeq and is a predicted model, not a curated record. The transcript has 2 exons. Gene Ontology annotation, cellular component: cytoplasmic dynein complex. Gene Ontology annotation, biological process: cilium assembly; microtubule-based process. Gene Ontology annotation, molecular function: dynein light intermediate chain binding; dynein intermediate chain binding. NCBI's taxonomy places the organism in Eukaryota, Metazoa, Arthropoda, Insecta, Diptera, Drosophilidae.